AGCUUGUCAAUUGUGACAUCCGCCAUUUUUAUCACGUCAAUUAUACUUGUGUAUCGUACUUACCGCGGAUUUUCAUCAAGCUUUUAUUGCGCUCCUGUUGAUCUAAACCUCGUUUCCAUCUCAUAAGCUGUUGGGUUCCUCUCCUCGAGGACUGGUGACGUCUUCCGAUCCAAACGAAAAUCCAGUUGCAGCUCACGAUGAGGCCUAGAAGUGGUCGCAGAGACCGAAGGCGAUCUAGAAGCCGGGAUCGUGGCGGUCGGGACAGAGGGUAUAUGGGUGGAGGAGGAGGAGGAGGCGGUGGUGGCGGUGGCAGACGUAACCAAGCAGGAAGCAACCUGAGGAAACCGCGAUGGGACCUCAGUCGAUUGGAGCCCUUUAAAAAGGAGUUCUACGUACCCCAUCCGGCAGUGGCUGAACGGCCCUGCUAUCAGGUGGAAGAGUGGCGUAAAGCCAAAGAAAUCACCCUCAAAGGAAAAAACAUCCCCGAGCCGGUGAUGAGCUUUGAAGAGGCAGGUUUUCCUGACUACGUGAUAGCGGAGUUGCAAAAGUCCGGAUUCAAGCAUCCCACUCCCAUUCAGGCGCAAGGCUGGCCCAUCGCCCUCUCAGGCAAAGACAUGGUGGGAAUUGCCUCAACAGGGUCAGGCAAAACGCUGAGCUACAUCCUACCGGCCAUCGUCCAUAUCAGCCACCAGGCCAAGCUUUCCAGGGGCGACGGGCCGAUAGCCCUCAUUCUGGCCCCUACUAGGGAGUUGGCUCAGCAAAUCCAACAGGUGGCCAACGAGUUGGGGAAGAGCGCAAGAAUUCGGAACACCUGCGUCUUUGGAGGGGCCCCCAAAGGCCCGCAAGCGUUAGACCUGCUGGAUGGGGUGGAGAUCGUAAUUGCCACGCCAGGUCGUCUGAUUGACUUCCUCGAGAGCAACAGAACCAAUCUGAAGCGAUGCACCUACUUGGUCUUGGAUGAAGCAGACCGGAUGCUUGACAUGGGGUUUGAGCCUCAAAUACGGAAAAUUAUUGAGCAGAUUAGGCCCGAUAGGCAGACGCUUAUGUGGUCCGCCACGUGGCCAAAGGAGGUGCAGCAGUUGGCGUCCGAAUUCCUGAAAGACUACACCCAGAUCAACGUCGGCUCAUUACAGCUGUCGGCCAAUCACAACAUUUUGCAAAUAAUCGACGUGUGCCAGGAGUACGAGAAGGAGUCCAAGCUCAGCACCUUGCUGCGCGAAAUCAUGGCGGAAAAGGAGAACAAGACGAUCAUUUUUAUGGAGACCAAGCGCAAAGUUGACGAUGUCACGCGCAAAAUGAAGCGCGAUGGCUGGCCGGCAGUUUGCAUUCACGGCGAUAAAACCCAACAGGAGCGCGAUUGGGUGUUGCAAGAUUUUCGAAGCGGAAAGGCGCCCAUUCUGGUCGCCACGGAUGUGGCCGCACGCGGAUUGGAUGUGGAAGACGUGAAGUUCGUCAUCAAUUUUGACUAUCCAUGCAACUCGGAGGAUUACGUGCAUCGGAUUGGGCGCACAGGCCGCUCCCAGCGAACUGGCACCGCCUACACAUUCUUCACGCCACAGAACUCCAACAAGGCCGCCGACCUCGUGGCCGUGCUGAAGGAGGCGAAGCAGGUGAUCAACCCCAAGCUGCAAGACAUGGCGGAGCAUGGCGGCCAAGGCGGCGGCAGAAGCCGGUGGCGACGAGGCGGCGGCGGAGGAGGAGGAGGUCGGAAUGGGCGCGGAGGCCCACGAUCGCCAUCCCGCUCACCAGCGCCGCGCCGUGGGCGUCGCGACAGGGACAGAAGCCGUAGCAAGAGCAGGAGCGUGAGCAGAAGCAGGUCGGGCGAUCGCAGACGUAGGCGCUCCUACUCGGAUAGCUCCUCUUCCAGCAGCAGUCGCUCCAGAUCCAGGAGCCCUCUGGCAUCCAGGGGAAGCUAUGCAGGAAAGCCGCGGUCGCCCCCAAAGUUUGCAGGCAGCGCUCAAAGGACCACCCCUAAGCCGCAGCCCCCCAAGGAGGAUAAACCGCCGUCGCACCACUUGCGCAAUCACCUGGCGCUGCACAACCAAAUGCAGGCGCAACUGGCGCAGCAAGCGCAGCCUACAAUGCUUCACGCUCACCAUAUGCAGUAUCACUUGCAGGACCUGCAAAACCAACAUCCAGCAACGAUGGCGCAUAUUCAGCAGCCGCCGCUGCCGCCUCCGGCUUCCAAAUUGUCGCAACCGCCGCCCCCGCCCACCAGUCAGGCCUCGGCCCAGUCUAUGAUGGGCUAUCAGACGCAUUUGCCGCCGCCGCCGGGCGUGUCGCAUUUCCAGAACUACCAAAUGCCUGGGAUGAUGUUUAACGCGCCGCCUCCGCCGCCCCCAAAUUCUACCGGGCAAAAUCAGACGCAGAUGUACUAUCACUCUUAUGGCCCACCUCCGCCAUCCCACUAGGUGGUCAACGUGCGUCGAUAUAUCAACUUUUUUCUAACUCGUUCUUGUAUUCUAACAGAGGCAAGUCUUGUCUCUGAUUCUUAUUUGGGAACAGUCCAGGACUAAUUCGGUUUGUAAAUAUCCCUUGAUUGCUUUAGAUUACCUCAGAUCUGAAGGUGUUCUUAGCCAUUUGUGGACGUGAAUAAAUAGAUGUAGUCAA
Dendroctonus ponderosae (mountain pine beetle) is the source of this 2610-nucleotide messenger RNA. Its product is annotated as ATP-dependent RNA helicase dbp2. Bases 198 to 2411 code for a protein of 737 amino acids. The record is from RefSeq and is a predicted model, not a curated record. The transcript is spliced from 11 exons. Gene Ontology annotation, molecular function: RNA binding; ATP binding; RNA helicase activity. Lineage: Eukaryota; Metazoa; Arthropoda; Insecta; Coleoptera; Curculionidae. Gene Ontology annotation, cellular component: ribonucleoprotein complex; cytoplasm; nucleus.